Molecule: messenger RNA, 2599 nt
Organism: Benincasa hispida (wax gourd)
Lineage: Eukaryota; Viridiplantae; Streptophyta; Magnoliopsida; Cucurbitales; Cucurbitaceae
Product: Protein phosphatase 2A regulatory B subunit family protein
Biological process (GO): signal transduction
Cellular component (GO): protein phosphatase type 2A complex
Molecular function (GO): protein phosphatase regulator activity
Source: RefSeq, a predicted model, not a curated record
GGGGGAUAUUAAAUGGAAAAUAGGUGUCUUGUAAAGCGCUUGCAUUUUCUCUUGGAAAAUGCCAUUGAGACUUGAGAGGGUUCUCCCAUUCCCAUCUACCAAGAAAAAGCAAAACCAGACACACACCUCUGCUAAUCAUCUUCAUUCAUCCAUUCUUUUCAUGAACUUCCCCCAACAUUUUUCCUAAUUUUCUCCCUCACACCCAUCACCAGACCAACAAUCUCUCUCUUCUUUUUCUGUAUCUCCUCCAUUGUUCUACAACAAAUCUCUCUUCCUUAAUUGUUUCCCUUCCCCUCAAUUUCCUUUCUCUUUCUCAUUUUGUAAAGAUUUUUUUUUGAAUCAUGGGAUUUUGAUUUGCUUUUGUGUUCAUCAAACCCUAAAUCUUCUUCUUCUUCGUCUUCUUCUUUCCUCUGUUUUUGGGUUUCUUUCUUUUCUGUGUUGAGACAUUGCUCUGUUCUGGGAUUUUUGGCUUUCUUAACGUUUGUUCUGCCUGACCCAUUUUGUUUUCUUCCUUUUCCGUUUGUGGGUUUCUUUCAAAUUGGUGUUUUUCAGCUUUCCCAUGUUAUUCAUCGGGAGAACUCAGAUUUUUGCGGAUCUGACAUUCCGUCAAUGUCCUCUGCAAUCUCUACAUUUUCCAUCCUGAAUGUGUUUUGAUUCGUUCAAAUUCAUGGCCGAGACAUAGGGUUCUUUCUCCUUACUAUUUUGGGUCUGUAGUGAUCAAUUUUUCCCUUCUGGGUUUGAUCUUAGCCUUGAAUCGAUUUUUCUUCACAAUGCUCAAGCAGAUCCUUAGCAAGCUUCCUCGAAAGUCAUCUGACUCGUCCGAUUCACCAAGGACGCCACGGUCUUCGUCGAACCGUUCAAGUCCGAGAAGUAGUUCUACGUCCUCUGGCCAUGGGACCCCAAGAUCGAGCGGUGGAGCAUCUGCCUCUGGGCGGUCUAAUGCUACUAAGAAAACUUCUUCUGCAGUCUUCCCUGCGAGCCUUGUGGCUGGAAUCGAGCCGCUGGUGCCUUUCAAAGAUGUGCCUUCUUCUGAGAAGAUGAACCUCUUUGUGAGUAAACUGAGCCUUUGUUGUGUUACCUUUGAUUUCACCGACCCCAGUAAGAAUUCCAUUGAAAAAGGUGUUAAAAGACAAACGUUGCUUGAACUUGUGGAUUUUGUUGGAGCUGGGACUAUGAAAUUCAACGAACCUGCAAUUCAUGCUUUGUGUAAAAUGUGUGGUGUUAAUCUGUUUAGAGUUUUUCCACCGAAUUAUCGAGCUAACAUGAUUGGUGGUGGUGGUGGUGAAAAUGAUGAUGAUGAGCCUACGUUUGAUCCUGCUUGGCCACAUUUGCAGCUAGUGUAUGAUUUGCUACUUAAGUUUAUACAUUCUUCAUUUGUUGAUGCUAAGGUUGCAAAGAAGUAUAUGGAUCAUUCGUUUAUCUUAAAACUGUUGGAGUUGUUUGAUUCAGAAGAUCCCAGAGAGAGGGAAUGUUUAAAAACGAUUCUACAUAGGAUAUAUGGGAAGUUCAUGGUUCACCGGCCGUUUAUUCGAAAGUCUAUCAACAAUAUAUUUUAUCGGUUCGUAUCCGAAACCGAAAGACAUAAUGGUAUUGCUGAGUUACUGGAGAUAUUUGGAAGUAUAAUCAGUGGGUUUGCAUUACCUCUUAAAGAGGAACACAAAAUCUUCUUGUGGAGGGUUUUGAUUCCUCUGCAUAAACCGAAAUCUAUUGGUGCCUACUUCCAACAACUUUCGUACUGCAUUACGCAGUUCGUAGAGAAGGAACCGAAGUUAGCGAGUGUUGUGGUUAAAGGACUGUUGAAAUAUUGGCCGAUAACAAGUAGUCAGAAAGAGGUGAUGUUUCUGGGUGAGUUAGAGGAGAUCUUGGAAACAGUUAACAUGGUGGAAUUCCAGAAAGUCAUGGUUCCCUUGUUCUGGCGAAUAGGAUGCUGCAUUAACAGUUCCCACUUUCAGGUAGCUGAAAGGUCCCUUUUCUUGUGGAACAACGACCACAUCGUGAACUUGAUCGGGCACAAUCGACAUGUGAUAUUGCCCAUCAUACUCCCCGCGUUAGAAAGGAAUGCACAAAGCCAUUGGAACCAAGCAGUGGUGAACCUAACCCUUAAUGUUAGAAAGAUGUUCAUGGAGAUGGAUGAUGACCUAUUCGUAUCCUGCCAUGCACAUUUCAAGGAAGAAGAAGUGAAAGAAACGUUAGAAGCGAAGAAACGGAAGCAGAUAUGGGAGCAACUCGAGAAUGCAGCAGCGAAUGUGCAACCAAUGGUGGGGAAAACUGCUGUGCUGGUAACUCCUUUAGCAUCCUCAAUAGCCUGCUGACUGUUGAUGAGUUUGUUUUCCAUUGAUGAGAUGGGGGGGGAAGGAAAGAUGAAAUUCAUUCCCAACAUCAAACUACCAGUCCCACCAUGUUUUCUUUGGUUGUUGUGUGGAAAAUAGCAGAGGGAAUGUGGAUGUGAAAAGAAGGGACAUGUUUGGCUUGGGUUGUGGAUGGGAAUUGGAAUAUGUAAUUUUGGGUUGGUCCUUCUCUGGCAGCCACCUUGUAAUGUUAUAAUGAUGUUGGAUAUGUUUAACUCCUAUUCUGCAAAUUUAUUGGAUCUCUUCCCUUC